Molecule: messenger RNA, 815 nt
Organism: Rubroshorea leprosula
Lineage: Eukaryota; Viridiplantae; Streptophyta; Magnoliopsida; Malvales; Dipterocarpaceae
Source: the annotation of a GenBank genome assembly
AUUGAUGCCUCUUGACAAGAUAUUUAAUCUCUACUUUGUAGGUUUGCAGGUAUCUUCUCAUUGAGGAUGAGUUCAAUCACCCAUCCCUUCCUGAGCUGCAGAAGUAUUUAACCGAUGAAGAUUACAGUAUUGCUUUGGGGUUCUAUAUUCUGUUAAGAGCUGUUGAUUGGUAUGCUGCCAAUUUCAACAGUUUUCCUGGGCAGUUUGAAGGGGGAAUGGAUGAGGAUAUAUCUCGUUUGAAAACUACGGUUAUUAGCCUACUAAAUGAUUUGGGUUGCAAUGGCUUAACGUUGACAGAGGACCUUAUCAAUGAGAUAUGCCGAUUUGGUGUGGCAGAGCUCCAUUCUGUUGCUGCCUUCAUUGGAGGAAUUGCGUCACAGGAAGUGAUUAAGCUUAUAACUAAACAGUUUGUUCCCAUGUGUGGGACUUACAUAUUCAAUGGUAUCGAUCACAAGUCUCAAUUGUUGGCACUUUAAGUAGAAACAGCAAUCCCUUUGAAGUGGCUGAUUGCCUCUUUCAUGAGAUAAAUGGUCAAAUCUUGUGCGGCAAUGAAGAUAUUAGAUAUGAGCUUUUCUUUUUCAUCUUUGUGAGGCAUAGCUAUGUACUUUAAUCAAUGACAAUGUAGUUUACACGAUUUGGUUGAUUUAUAAUUGUGAAGGCAGAAAGAAGAUGAAAGAAGGUUAAAUGCCCAUUUUGGUUUAUCUACUCUAGGGAUUUGCAUAGUUUUCAUUCUUCAAUUCUUUUAUGCACUUUUUUUUGUCCCUCAAUUAUAAAAAAUAUACUUUUUAGUCUUUCAAUCAAUUAGUACAUCAAAU